UUUUAAUAAGAAUAAACCUGUGCUUCUUUCAUCUCCCGCCACUAUCCAACUUUCUCUUUUUACACAAACUCUCUUUCUCUCAAAUCCGAAAAAGAAAAAGCAAGCAAUGGAUGUUCCGGUGAUAGAUCUAACGAGAUACUUAGAGAUCGCCGAUAAACUCAGUACCGAACCGGCGGAAUUGUCGGGUCAACUCGAAGAACUCGGUCCUUGGCUCGGCGAUUUGUGUAAGGAGGUGAGUCGGAUUCUCAGAGAAACCGGAGCUUUAGUAGUAAAGGACCCGAGAUGUUCAGCAGAGGAUAAUGAUCGAUUUAUAGAUAUGAUGGAGAAGUACUUCGAGAGGCCACCAGAGUUCAAAAGAAUGCAAGAGAGACCUCAAUUGCAUUACCAGGUUGGAGUGACCCCUGAGGGAGUAGAAGUUCCAAGGAGCCUGGUUGAUAAAGAGAUGCAAGAGAAAUUAGAAUCAAUGCCCAAAGAGUUCCAACCAUCCACUCCAAGAGGACCAGAUCCCAAGUGGCGAUACAUGUGGAGAGUAGGUCCUCGACCAUUGGACACCCGCUUUAAGGAACUUAAUUCAGAACCUGUAAUACCUGAAGGUUUUCCAGAAUGGAAAGAGACUAUGGAUUCAUGGGGACACAAAAUGAUCUCUGCGAUAGAGGCUGUUGCUGAAAUGGCUGCAAUUGGUUUUGGUUUGUCCAAGGAUGCAUUUACUUCUCUUAUGAAGCAGGGACCACAUCUUCUUGCACCAACAGGAAGUGACCUUCGCUGCUAUGGUCAAGAAGGCACUGUCUUUGCUGGAUAUCAUUACGACCUUAACUUUCUAACAAUUCAUGGCAGAAGUAGAUUUCCUGGUCUUAAUAUUUGGCUACGGAAUGGGCAAAAAGUUGAAGUUAAGGUUCCUCUAGGAUGUCUCCUCAUUCAGACAGGAAAGCAGAUAGAGUGGUUGACUGCAGGAGACUGCAUAGCUGGCCUGCAUGAAGUUGUUGUCACAAAGAGAACGAUUGAUGCAAUUAAAUUAGCAUCAGAACAACAGCGUAGCCUAUGGAGAGUUUCCUCAACACUUUUUGCGCACAUAGCAUCAGAUGCUGUACUGAGGCCUUUAGGCCACUUUGCGGAAUUCCCACUGGCCAGCAAAUAUCCUCCAAUCUGUGCAGGAGAGUUCGUCGAACAAGAACUUGCAGUUAUCAACCUGAAAGGAAGUAAAGGAAGAUCUUGAUAACUUUGUAAGUUGUGAUGAUUAUGCAUUGCUUCUUCUACAGAUGCAAAUAACAUCUAAUGGUUGUCAGGAUGAUUCAAUUUGGACUAAAAAGAAGGGGAGCUUCCAGAGCGGUUGGAAGGUAUUACCGAGUCAUAUUUUAGAAUACAAUAACUACUGAUGGUGUUUCUGCAUGUUGUUCCAAGUUAAUUGUGAAAAUUAUCAAUAUGCUCAUAUAAUCUUGAGACCUUUCAGGUUUAUUUACUUAUAUAUAUAAUUUAAUCAAAGGCUUAAUUAACA
This is a messenger RNA of Jatropha curcas, 1492 nucleotides long. RefSeq lists its product as uncharacterized. Lineage: Eukaryota; Viridiplantae; Streptophyta; Magnoliopsida; Malpighiales; Euphorbiaceae. The record is from RefSeq and is a predicted model, not a curated record.